UUAAUUGGGGUUGUUAUUUUUGGCUCCCGCUAUGGUUUGAAGUAACAAUAAAAUAACACCUUUCGUUACAAUGACCACUUAGCUAACGCUCUCUUUCUUCAAACAGUUGGUGAUGGUGGUUACGGAGAAGAUGAUUAAAAUCGACAACGUCAUUGGGAAAGAACCAGCACGAAGAACGUGAUUGUGAAGAGCAAGUUUCUGGAAAGAAAGAGAAUGUUUAAGCUUCAUAAGCAUAGGAAUGGCAAAUUAGGUGACAGAAUUGAGUUCAGAAUUUCGAAUCUAAAGGCGCUUCAGGUACCAAAGGGGUGGGACAGGUUGUUUGUUUCUCUUGUAUCCGUGGAAAAUGGUAAAACACUUGCAAAGACAAGCAAAGUGGCAGAGUUUAAUGGAAGUUGUCAGUGGUCUGAUACUUUAACGGAAUCUAUAUGGGUUUCUAGAGAUAAGUCGUCCAAGAAAACUGAUGAUUGUCUCUUCAAGCUUAUUGUUGCAAUGGGAUCAUUAAAAUCUGGAAUUCUGGGAGAGGCCAGAAUUAGUAUGACCAGCUAUGUGAGCUCAGAUACUGCUGUUCCACUUUCAAUCCCUCUAAAUAAGUGCAACCAUGCCACAGUUUUGAAUGUAACAAUGCAGUGCCUUACACCAAGAAAACCCAGGGAUCAAGAAUCAAGCAAAGAAAAUUCUCAUUUGAAGGCUAUGAAUGAAAAUAACCAUGAAGUGGCUGUCAAGUCAAAUAGAUCUGAUUCUUCAUAUCUACAGAGUGUUACAUCUUCCUCUGUUGAUGACGUGGGCUCCAGCUUAUCCCCAGGAGAAGUUGACACUAUGGCAACGAGUCUUUCUGAUUCUGUAUCAAAUUACAACUAUAAUUUAGCUGAGGAUUCCACAGGAAGGGGAAAUUUCUCCCCAUGCAUUAGUGACGGGCGGAGUCCAACGAGAAGAAAAGACUCAACCAGUUCCCAGAAAAGUGUAUCCCAUUAUGAAUACCCUGUUAAUAAUACUUCUCAGCCGAAUCGUUCAUCAUUUAGUUCCCAAAAUAUGCAAGACAUUGGUGCAUCAUCUUUUAAGACGACCCAUGGUUCUAACAACAGUUCUGAAGUUGCAGAAGACACUAAUGAAGAGCUACGGGCAGAAGCAAAGAUGUGGGAAAUGAACGCCAGAAAGCUGUUAGGGGACUUGGAGAUGUUGAAAACAGAAUUCUCAUAUCAAUCUAAAAAGAUGACAGGCCUGGAAACGGACCUUUCAACAGCAUAUGUAGAACGUGAUAGUUUGAAAAAAGAAGUUGAGCAGUUAACAUUGUCAUUAGGAGAUCCAAUAGUGAUACAAAAAACUUUGGAAGAUUCGACAUCUCAAAUUGAAUGCAUUCCAGAAAUUGAAAAUGCUCUAAAAGAUGAAUUAAAGUUUCAGAAAGACUACAAUGCCAACUUGUCUUUGCAACUAAAGAGGAGCCAAGAAGCAAAUGUGGAGCUUGUUUCUGUUCUCCAGGAGCUGGAAGAAACCAUAGAACAACAAAAACUUGAUAUAGAAAACCUUUCAUCAUUACCAGCAAAACUCAGUACUCUGGAAAAAUCUUUCCAGCUAAGUGAAGAAGGAAAUAGGAUCUUUAUGCAACAAAUAAAACAGUUGGAGGAAUCAAAGAAAAAUCUGAUGGCUGAGGUGCAAGAACUGGAAGAGGCGUUGGAGGAUAAAAUUCAAAACAUCGAACAAGCAAAGUUUCAAAACAACAAAGCACUUUCAUAUAUUGAAAUGGAAUAUGAAAGCAAGUUAUCUGCUGAAGAGAAGGAAAUUUCGUUGUAUCAUACUUUUCCAAAAUUUUCGUUGUAUCAUAUUAUAAAAUUGAAUAAACAAUCAUGGUUCUUCUGAUUUAUUAUUUAUCAAGAAAAUUUAAAUUA
This is a messenger RNA of Lathyrus oleraceus (garden pea), 1883 nucleotides long. RefSeq lists its product as uncharacterized. The record is from RefSeq and is a predicted model, not a curated record. The transcript has 6 exons. Lineage: Eukaryota; Viridiplantae; Streptophyta; Magnoliopsida; Fabales; Fabaceae. Bases 214 to 1854 code for a protein of 546 amino acids.